This is a messenger RNA of Cynoglossus semilaevis (tongue sole), 1537 nucleotides long. Its product is annotated as dr1-associated corepressor. The coding region runs from base 740 to 1207 and encodes 155 amino acids. Lineage: Eukaryota; Metazoa; Chordata; Actinopteri; Pleuronectiformes; Cynoglossidae. The transcript is spliced from 6 exons. The record is from RefSeq and is a predicted model, not a curated record. Gene Ontology annotation, biological process: transcription by RNA polymerase II. Gene Ontology annotation, cellular component: negative cofactor 2 complex; nucleus. Gene Ontology annotation, molecular function: protein heterodimerization activity; core promoter sequence-specific DNA binding; RNA polymerase II general transcription initiation factor activity.
AAAGCCAGGUCGACUCCUUUACUCUGACUAACAAAGGGCACCCCUAGCAGAUGAUUUAGGAAUAGCAUGUUAUUAAGAAUUUCAAUUUUGUAUCUUUUAUACAUUUUCUUAACUAUCAAAUUUAUCAGGCGGACUAGAUUGUAGACCCUACCGGUCCAGUUUUGACCCACGGCCGUAAAAUGUGACAUCCUAUUCUACAUUCUAACUCUAUUCUAAACUUCUAAACUUUUUUUGCACUUCUAUAAAUCCAUAUAAUUUCAAACUUGAUAAUAAGUGUAUUUGUAGUUAUAACUAAAAAAAAAUUAUCGAUUUUAUUAGUAUUUGCUAAUAUGUAAUUUUAAAAAGCGAGUAGGGCUUGGAACCAAUAAGUCUUGGUGUAAAUAAAAUAACACAGUGACAAAGCGAAAGAUGUUUUUUUUACAGGCACAUCUACUGUCUUAGUAGGAGAACAAACUACUAACAAACCUUUACAUUAUUAAACCAAAAAUCUAUUUAACUAAUACAAUGAUAAACUAAUAUAAACUUAUGUACCCUUAAAAGUAAAAUAAAGUUUAACAGCGUGUGCUGAGCUCCCGUGACCCGUGACGUCACCGGGUCAAGUGUCUUGACCUCAGUUUGACUUCAGGUGUUUUUUUUACUUGCGUGCUUUUUCUACUGAAAGUAAACAAAUGGACUCCGGGCAGUUUUGCGGUAAAAACAUGAAAAAUGGGAGCGAGUGGAUGGAAGUGAAUGUACUAAAAUGCCCGGACACAAGAGGAGAUACAAUGUCCGCUUCCCACCGAGUCGUAUUAAGAAAAUUAUGCAGAAGGACACAGAGGUUGGGAGGAUUGCCAUGGCCGUUCCUGUAAUCAUCUCUCGAGCCCUGGAGAUGUUCCUCAAGUCUCUGUUGACUAAAACCUGUCUCGUCACUCAGUCCAAACUCAGCGGUGUGGUCUCAGUGGCUCACAUGAAACAGUGCAUCGAAUCAGAGAAACUCUUCCACUUUCUGAAAGAGUUGGUGGAGCGAGUGACGUCUACGACAGCCCAGAGGGACAACAGAGGACUGAGUGUGUGGCCACUGUACAGGACCAAACAACAUCAAUUGUCUGUCAAAAACAGCGCUGAUGUCGGUCAAAUGAAACAACAGCGUCAGCAACGAAGGAGCAUAGAGUCCAUCGACCAUGACUCCAGCUCCAGCUCCGAGACGGAGCUUUACAUCUGUCUGUAAUUUGUUUUACGUUACCCUGAACUUCUGAUCACUGGGUCGUACUACAAAAGGAAUAACUGAUUUAGACAUCAGAUUGUUUUUGCUGAUGAAUCUCAAAUCAGAUUUUUUUUUCUUGAACAAGACUUUCCUUUUUUUAUUUUUUUUCUGAAGACAUUUAAUUCAGUUUGCUGUUUUAAGCUGCUGUGAAAAAAAGAAAUGAAUAUGAAUGUUGAGAAAUGUACACAGGAGGAAAUUAUGUAAGUCUUGUCAUUAUUUGUUUUGUUUUGAUGGUAAAUUAUUGUUCGAAAUCCAUGGUUUGGUUUUUCAGUCAGUUUUUUAUAAACCUAAAAA